AUGGCCGCCCUUCAGCGUAGCACUUCUUCUACCAAAUGGUUCCGGGGCCGGGCCACUGUUAGAGUCAACAAUGUUAUUGAGCAAUCUAAGGAGUUCCGAGACAUUCUCCCUAGUUUGCUGCUGGCCAAGACGUGGGUGAUGUUUGGUGUCAAUAUUUUUGCCGUGAAGCCCAACAUCUUCGCCCCAUUGCUCCAGGCGCAAUCUCUGGGCGCUGAGCUGAGCAGCCAAAACGUCAGCGUCAGUCGCAAAGCUUCGAUAUGCUUUGGCCCUGUCAAUGGCGUCCAGGCACGCUGUGAACAAGCCUGGAAGACCAAUGAUGCCAACGGUGAGUCCGACCGGCUCCAUUGUGUGGCGAUGGCGACGUGA
Emericellopsis cladophorae is the source of this 366-nucleotide messenger RNA. RefSeq lists its product as uncharacterized. The transcript has a single exon. The record is from RefSeq and is a predicted model, not a curated record. NCBI's taxonomy places the organism in Eukaryota, Fungi, Ascomycota, Sordariomycetes, Hypocreales, Bionectriaceae. The coding region runs from base 1 to 366 and encodes 121 amino acids.